UCUCACAUCACAUCACCUCCACCACACGCAUGCCCGCCUACAUCCCACGACCCUCCGAACCCGAACGCACAGCAUGGACAAUCGGGCGCACACCUCUUCCGUAGACCACCUGAGUCUCGGCGGCGAGAAGUGGGUCGACGCCAAAGAGGACCACCACGACUCGAACGCACUACAUCAUUUCCCGACCCACGACGACGUCCCUCAAGGCAAGGUCCAGCACCACGAAUACGCCCAGCGGGAAGGUCUGCCGGGUGUGGAACAAGGCGAUCGUGGGGUUGCGAAUGGAGCAGAUUUCCACGCAGCUGGCGCAACGACAACAUCGCAUCAUGUUGGAAGAACGAGACAAUUCCUCGGUCUGCAUCCUCAGGCGCCGAUCGAGAAAGAGCAUGAUGCUGGGGAGCACGCCGACCUGCUGCUACCGAGAGUGCGAGGAGCGCUGAAAGAGCCAUUAGCAGAGUUCUUUGGAGUAAUGAUACUGGUGCUGUUCGGAGAUGGGAGUGUCGCGCAGGUAUUGCUGAGUGCCGGAGUGACCACGGCACCGGGCGGGAACGGAUAUGGAGACUAUCAGAGCAUCAAUUGGGGGUGGGGUCUGGGAGUCAUGCUCGGGAUCUAUGUCGCAGGAGACAGCGGAGCAUAUCUGAACCCGGCCAUUCUCUUCACGAAUUGCGUCCUCCGAAAACUUCCAUGGCGACGACUUCCGGCAUACUUCGUUGCACAACUGCUUGGAGGCUUCGUUGGCGCUGGAAUCGUCUACGCUAACUAUAUUGGCCAAAUAAAUAGUUUCGAGGGCGGUCCUGGCCUUCGCACCGUGCCGCCGGCGCCCAAUGCAACGGCGGGCAUUUUCUGCACAUAUCCGCUUGCUGAAGUCACAAAAGUCAGCCAAUUCUUCAGCGAAUUCAUCGCCAGCGCGAUCCUCAUGUUUGUCAUCUUCGCGUUGAAAGAUGACAGCAACAAGGGCACAUUCUCGGCGAGUGGAAGCUGGUUUCCCCUGGCGUUGUUUUUCCUCAUCUUUGGUCUUGGAGCAUGCUUCGGUUCCAACACCGGCUAUGCAAUCAACCUCGCCCGAGACUUCGGUCCGCGCCUCAUGUCAUACGCUGUAGGCUACGGCUCGGAAGUCUGGAGUGCCGGAGGCUACUACUUCUGGAUUCCUAUGGUAGCACCAUUCUGCGGAUGCCUUUUUGGCGGCAUUAUGUACGACCUCGCCAUCUACACGGGACCUACGCCGAUCAACACGCCGUGGAUGGGAUUGAAGGAGCUGUUGAAGCCGCACGAGCUGAUUGGUGAUCGAGUGCAGGCGCAGAAGAAUGAUGGGUUGGUGUAA
This is a messenger RNA of Zymoseptoria tritici IPO323, 1321 nucleotides long. RefSeq lists its product as uncharacterized. Bases 74 to 1321 code for a protein of 415 amino acids. The transcript has 3 exons. Gene Ontology annotation, biological process: water transport; glycerol transmembrane transport. Gene Ontology annotation, cellular component: plasma membrane. NCBI's taxonomy places the organism in Eukaryota, Fungi, Ascomycota, Dothideomycetes, Mycosphaerellales, Mycosphaerellaceae. The record is from RefSeq and is a predicted model, not a curated record. Gene Ontology annotation, molecular function: glycerol channel activity; water channel activity.